GUUUGCCCUGCCUAUACUUCCUGCCUGGGUACUGGCCAAUCAGCAUUUUAAUUAUACAGAGUGAUAUCCACUGCACCAGAAUCUAGUUGAAACCCUUUGCCAGCAGAGAAAUAAAAAGUGUAGCACAAUUAACUAUUGGCUAAGGCCUUUUUCCCUUCGCAGCUAUAAACAAUGUAAUUUCUAAGACUCUUCAACAGAUACUCUGUAGACAGAGAAAGGACAUGUACUAAACUCCUCCUGCAACCCCAGUGGCUUCUGGUUUUACCUUAUCAGAUUAUAAUUCCAUCCAAGGCUUCUUCAGGGCCUUUUUAUAAUUUCAUUUAUCAUGAUAGAGAAAAGAAGAAACUGUUUCCUAGCAACCUUUUUAGAUAUAACUCAAGAGUUAACAAAAAUGGUAGAUAUGGCUAAUGCUAAGACAACUGAGACUCCUUGAGGAAGCUCCCACCUACACUUGUGCAUGUGUUACUUUUUGUGACUGUCUUGCAAAGAAGCCCACACCCAAGCUCUUUCUUACUUUCUUUCCUUGAGUACCUCUCUUUCUCCUAACCCUUACACUUAAGCCUACAUUAAAAUAUCUUUAAUAAAAUAUCCAGCUCUGCUUCAUAAAAGAGUCCUAAAAUUCUUUUCCACAUGGAAGCCACAAAUCCAGGCUCGAGGUCCCUAAAGUAUUAAAGGAACUCCUCUGUUGGUGAGGGGGAGGGUGUGGAGCUGUGCCACUGUCCUCACAUCUCUGACACAGUGGGGGAAUAAAAGUUAGUGGAAUAAAAAUAGAAAGAGGCUAGUCUGUGCUUGAAAAGGAUGGAUGAUUAGGGAAGGAGAAGACAUUUGAAUUGGUUUUCGGGGAUAGCUGAAAUUGCCAUGCACUCAGUGGGGAAACACUUCCCAAGAUGAGGGUCAGCAGCAAGCACAAGGCUGGGGCCAUGCUAUGCUGGGAAAUGUCAACUAGUUUCUGUGUGCUCUGUAAUGAACUGUGUCCGGGAAAGUGGUGAGUGAUGACACUGCCAACAUAUUUGGGGCAACCCUCACCUAGAUACAGAGACUUGCCAGAGUGCUACCUGGAGUGAUUUUUGAAAACAUGGUCUGGAAUUUCAUGGACUGUAAUUAAAUAUGGCCAAUUUUGCGUGUUCCAUCUUGUGAGUUAUCAGAAAUCUUGCUACAUAUUACUUUCCCCUGACCACCUUAGGAAUGUAUUUCUAAAAUAACCUAUUUAAGGUCAGUCAGAAUAAAUCAUAAUCAGGAGAGUGUAAGUUAAGACAGGAUAAAAAUAUGCAUCAAGAUGACUUGAAGUCAUGUCUAGUUGACUAGAUAUCACCAAUGGGUAGCCUAAGGGAAUUUUAGCUGACUUGUACUGCUUGCAUUUGGGAGCCACAUGGAGUUCAAUUGCAUAAAGAACUCCUCAAAUCACAAUGAAGUGAGUUGGGAAUUUUGCUUUAUCUCUGUUAUGAGUGUAGCUGAUUUGAAGUGUGAGCACAAUGCUUUAAGUUUAAAAUGGUUAAAAUGUUUUUAUUAUAAAGUAAUGCCUUAUUGUGGGGAAUAGCAACAAGGGUUGGUAUAUGGGUGUGGAAUAUGAGCAUAGAAGAGUAUAAGUGAAAACAAUAUCUCCCACCUAAGCAAGAAACUCAGAGUCACAAUAGUACACUAGUUUUGUUGUUACAGGUUAAGCCCAUUAAAAUCAGUUUUAAAAAACAUAACAUUUCAUCAGAUCUACCACUUCCCUUAUGCAUGCCUCUAUGAGAAUGCUUUUCUCACUCUUACCUCAUUAUUAAACUUUCUUAAUGCUUUCAGACUAAAAUGUUAAGGUUACAAGCAGUGGAAAGGUGUGUAAUUCAAACAGUAAUUUAAUAUUGACAUAGGAUCCAACUGAGAUUCAAGUUUUGAUAUAUCAAUAAAUACUACAAGGUCCUAGGUAUCCAUCCUUUCUCUAGACCACCAAGUCUACAAUAUAACACGAGGAUGUACCCAAUAAAUAUUGGUUAUUUGAAUAAAUGAAUGAAUGGGUGUAUGUGCAGUUUUAUUUAUUCUUCUCCCAAAAGUCAGUCUCUCUCUGACAAAUGCCCUAUUUGGGCUAGACAAUUGGGAUGUAAACAACUCGAUUUUAUGCUAUGUAUACCCCCUGGGAAGCUGCACGAGCUGAGAGCCCGGUGGUCAACCUUCUUUCACUGGUAGAUGUGACUUCUCUGUGGGAACCAACUUUUCCAGGUUCUCUUGUCUGCUUGUGAUAUUAGAGACAGAGAAGGGACUGCUGUUCUGCUCAGUUCUGCUCCUGAACUUUUGAAAGGACUCCAGAAAAUCCAGCCUCUGCCCUAGCUGCGCAGAAGCCUCCGUCCCUGCUUCACACCAGAGGCAGCACGCAGUGGAAGCGAUUCCUCAAUGGAGAAACACCAGAGGGAAGAAGGGUGCCACUGCUCCCUUGGGAUGAGGCAAACCCUCUGCCACCACAGCAGAGCAGCUGGUCCAACUGGAAACCUCAGAUAAGUCCAGUUCUGGCCAAAACUGGUUUGGCAGCUCUGGAGAAAUGUUUCUGACUGACUGACCCUCACAGCAGGUGCUGGUAGUUUUGCAAAAAGAGAAAAGGGAGCAAAGAGGGUGGGGGUAGACUAAAGGAACUAAAGAGGGUGGCUAAAUUCAAAACUCUCAACUUCGCCUCACUUGCAAGUUAACACUUGGGAAUUCACGUAAAAUUACUACCAGCCCACCAGCCUCAGUCCUUCCCUCACCCUCCCGUCCUUUGCAAAAAUAGUUUUGUUGCAAUGCAGUUUGUUCUGCAGCGCAAUUGUUGAAACUACUGAAUUCGGCCGAAAGCGACUUUUAGCAGUGUUUCCCGCACCCUGCAAUGCUACUGUUACUAUUAAGGCGAUUGAAUCUCCGCUCUUUCCCCUCCUUACUGCAAUCGCACUCCGGCUGUGAUUGCUCGGGUCUGACUUCGCAAGUGGCGGUGCGCUUCCAAACCCCCUCAUCCGCCCCUCGCCCGGCUCUCCCCACUCCCUCCUUUUCCGCGCCCAGGCGAGAGCAGCCGAUUGGCAGAGCGGGGCUUUCAGGAACAAUAACAGUGGGGGGAGUCGGGGCCCCGGGGAGCCUCCCCGCCCCCGGCCCGGCUGCGGCUCACGCCCCCCGCGGGGUCCCCACCUCCGCGCCGCCCCGCGGGCUGACCGGCGCCCGGGCCCGCCCCCGGCGCCCACCAUGUACGCCUUUGUGCGGUUCCUGGAGGACAACGUCUGCUACGCGCUGCCCGUGUCGUGCGUGCGCGACUUCAGCCCCCGCUCGCGACUGGAUUUUGACAACCAGAAGGUGUACGCAGUGUACCGGGGCCCGGAGGAGCUGGGCGCCGAGCCCGAGAACCCCCCGCGUGCCCCCCGGGACUGGGGCACGCUGUUGCUCCACAAGGCCCAGAUCCUGGCUCUGGCAGAAGACAAAUCUGAUCUUGAGAACAGUGUGAUGCAGAAGAAAAUAAAAAUCCCCAAACUUUCUCUCAGUCACCUAGAAGAUGAUGGGGAGGUUAAAGACUACGGGGAAGAAGAUUUACAGCUCAGACACAUCAAGGAUUGUCUGGGCAAAUAUUGAGCUGCAGUCCAAGAAAGUCCCAGCUGCCCUUGCCUGAACUGAUUCUCGUUGUCCUACACAGAGACCGGAGGGGCGAAAGCCUAGUGAAGCGGCCCACAAGAGUAUCGAGGCAGUGGUGGCCCGGCUAGAGAAACAGAACGGCCUGAGCCUGGGUCACAGCACUUGUCCGGAAGAGGUCUUUGUGGAGGCCUCACCGGGCACAGAGGACAUGGACAGCCUGGAGGAUGCUGUUGUGCCCCGGGCUCUGUAUGAGGAGCUGCUGCGAAACUACCAGCAGCAACAGGAGGAGAUGCGCCACCUCCAGCAGGAGCUGGAGCGGACUCGGAGGCAGCUUGUCCAGCAGGCCAAGAAGCUCAAGGAGUACGGGGCACUGGUGUCUGAAAUGAAGGAGCUCCGAGACCUCAACAGGAGACUCCAAGAUGUGCUGCUCCUGCGGCUUGGCAGCGGUCCCGCCAUUGACUUGGAAAAAGUAAAGUCAGAAUGUCUCGAGCCCGAGCCGGAGUUACGGAGCACUUUCAGUGAGGAAGCAAAUACGUCGUCCUAUUACCCCGCUCCUGCACCUGUCAUGGACAAGUAUAUCCUAGACAAUGGCAAGGUUCAUCUGGGCAGUGGGAUUUGGGUUGAUGAGGAGAAAUGGCACCAGCUACAAGUAACUCAAGGAGAUUCUAAGUACACGAAGAACUUGGCAGUCAUGAUCUGGGGAACAGAUGUUCUGAAAAACAGAAGUGUCACGGGAGUCGCCACAAAAAAAAAGAAGGAUGCAAUCCCGAAGCCACCCCUCUCUCCUCACAAGCUAAGCAUCGUCAGAGAGUGUUUGUAUGACAGAAUAGCACAAGAAACAGUGGAUGAAACUGAAAUUGCACAGAGACUCUCCAAAGUCAACAAGUACAUCUGUGAGAAAAUCAUGGAUAUCAACAAAUCUUGUAAAAAUGAAGAGCGAAGGGAAGCAAAAUACAAUUUGCAAUAAACUUUGGAUUUUUUCAUAAAGGCUUCGCAUUUUCCUUGUGUGGCGUGUGCAUUGCGGGCAAUGGUGCCAUCCAAAUAGACCCUACCAGCAUGGCCAUGUCUGGGCAGAAGGCCUUCAGGGCACUGAUGUCAGUGUCUUAUUCUGGACUUGGACUUCCUACUUCAAAGAAGGCAGAUGGAUUUGCUGAGACUCAACAGGGCCUCACGUCCCCACCAGUGUUGUUGAGGGGUGGGAAAAGCACUUUUCACAGGGCUCUAAAGCAUCAGCGUAAGGGACCACAAUAUGAACUGUUCUUUUUACCAUCGGAGGACAUCUAUCUCUGCUCCUCUAUUUUGUUCUACAAUAAAACUCCAUUAAUUCUUGAUGUA
This is a messenger RNA of Peromyscus leucopus (white-footed mouse), 4896 nucleotides long. It is a transcript of the gene Bend5, whose product is annotated as BEN domain containing 5. Gene Ontology annotation, molecular function: DNA binding. Gene Ontology annotation, biological process: negative regulation of DNA-templated transcription. The transcript is spliced from 6 exons. The record is from RefSeq and is a predicted model, not a curated record. Lineage: Eukaryota; Metazoa; Chordata; Mammalia; Rodentia; Cricetidae. The coding region runs from base 3770 to 4528 and encodes 252 amino acids.